Puccinia graminis f. sp. tritici CRL 75-36-700-3 is the source of this 1581-nucleotide messenger RNA. RefSeq lists its product as uncharacterized. Gene Ontology annotation, biological process: regulation of transcription by RNA polymerase II. Lineage: Eukaryota; Fungi; Basidiomycota; Pucciniomycetes; Pucciniales; Pucciniaceae. Gene Ontology annotation, cellular component: nucleus. The coding region runs from base 1 to 1581 and encodes 526 amino acids. The transcript has 9 exons. The record is from RefSeq and is a predicted model, not a curated record.
AUGCCUCUAGACUUUGUUUGCCUGUCAAAAAGGCACACAGGUGAGUACUUGGCCAACACUGUCCGCCUAGUUGCUGAGAAAUUUGGAAUUCAAGACAAAAUAUGCGGCAUCGUGAGCGACAAUGCAAAGAAUAACGAAGUGAUGGUACGGGAUCUCAAGAAGCUCAAGUGGCCUCGAUUCCAUGGGGACGCUCAAUGGAUCCGAUGUUUCGCGCACAUCCUCAACUUAAUUGUCCAGGGGAUUCUUCGGCCGUUUGGGAGUCACAAGAAGGAUGCAAAAGAUCGAGGACCGAUGGGUGCUGGCGAUGAUUCAGAUGGGUCAAUUUCUGAACAAGAAGAUCCUGAAGAUCAAAUCAGAGUGCUUCCUCGUGGCCGCCAGGAUAAUUCCGCCACCUCAGCAGGUGAUAAUUUAAGUGAUGAGGAAUCAGUGUACGGAGCAGAUGUGGAUGACGAUGAGUCACUUGAUGAGGCCAAUAUUGACAAUGCUAGCGAAGAGGAGGAGGAGGAUUGCUACACAUCCAUUUCUUGUAAACAGACUUUGGCGAAGUUCUGCGCAAUUGCAAAGAAGUUGAGGUUCUCUCCAGCUUCCAAGGCUGAAUUCCACAAGAUCUGUCAACAGAAGAGGUGUGAAAAACCACACAACAUCGAACGAGAUGGACGAACUCGAUGGAACUCUACAAGUAUCCAAAUCAACAGCAUCAUCAGAUGUCAAGCAGCUAUUCUUGAGUGGCAGCGCCACAAAACGUAUGGGAUCGACCGUGUGCAUUAUUUGGAUCAGUCAGACCUGGACUUAGCUCGCGAUCUAGCCAAGGUCCUCAACCUGUUUCACAAGAUCACACUUCAGAUAUCCAAAGCAGGCUCAGCUCGAUUGUCAAACAUAGUAAUAUUUAUCGACCAAAUCACUGAUCACCUCUCGACAAUCAUCAGUGAUUCAAAUUACCCACCUGCAUUGAGGAAUGCCUGCCGAGUAGGAUUAAAGAUAACAAAUAAAUACUACAGCUUAACUGACACCUCACCACUUUACAGGAUAGCAAUUUUGUUGCACCCAUUGUUCAAAGACGAGUACUUCAAGCUAGCAAAAUGGGAACCCGAAUGGAUAGCCGAAGCAAUACGCCUAGCUCGUGAAAUGUGGGUAUCAAAUUACAAGCCCCGGCCAAUCACUCCUGCCUCCUCUUCUCCAACUACUAGCUCAAAGCCCAUAACUCUUACGCUUGCCAGCCUUGGAAGAGCAGCUGCCGCCCGCGGGGGAGAAAACUCAUCCGAUGCAUUCGACAUGUGGCUCGCCGGUGGACUUGUCCUGAAUGGUAAUGACCCAGUGAAUCCACUGAAGUGGUGGAUGGAACAGAAGCGUUCUGGUAACUCACACGGAGGCCUUGUGCAUAUGGCGCUAGACGUUUUAGGCUGCCCAGCAACAUCCGUGGAUGUUGAGGGUAUGACGGUGGCCUUCUACUCCAAGAACUCCAAAAUCAAAGAAGGUACCUUGGCUGCAUGGAAACAGGGACUCAACAAUGACACAAAGUCUAGGCAGAAAUCCAAAAGGAAGGUGAUAGUUUUGGAUGACAAUGAUGACUUGUCCAAUUAA